Salvelinus fontinalis (brook trout) is the source of this 4689-nucleotide messenger RNA. RefSeq names its product B-cell receptor CD22-like. The coding region runs from base 95 to 3106 and encodes 1003 amino acids. The transcript is spliced from 15 exons. The record is from RefSeq and is a predicted model, not a curated record. NCBI's taxonomy places the organism in Eukaryota, Metazoa, Chordata, Actinopteri, Salmoniformes, Salmonidae.
GACACUUACUAGAAGUUCCCACUCACUACCAGUAAGUUGACUCACUGUACAAGACCUCUCCUCUUCAGUCUACUGCAGGGUGGGAGAUGCAACAAUGGCCUUGAGAACAGCAGGAAGUGUGUUGGUGGUCUUUCUCUGGUCUGUGGCAGUUGUACUGGGCCAGUAUGGCUGGAGUGUGACUUACACCACUCAGAGUAUCUGUGUCUUGAAGGGGUCAACAGUGGAGAUGUCCUGCUCUUACACAUAUCCCAGUGGUACAGUCACAUCAACCUUCUGGUUCACUGAAUGGGAGACUGGGGUAGAACCUAAAGAUCUAGGUCAGGACCCGGAGUAUACAGGUCGUCUGGAGUAUCAUGGGGAUAAGAAGAAUGGUCACACACUGAGAAUCACACACCUGAGAGAGAGAGACUCAGCUACAUACAAGUUCAGGUUUAUAACAGAUCAGACUGAAGGGAGAUAUUAUGGUGAUCCUGGAGUCACUCUGUCCGUAACAGCUCUGCAGGUGAAGUUGACUCCUUCAAUUUGGCAAAAUUGGGUGACAAUUACCUGUAGCACCACCUGUAUUCUGACUGGUAACCCCACCUACAUCUGGUACAAGAAUGGACAACAUCUAGAUGAGAGCACCUCCCCCCAGUACAAAUACUCAGUCUACAGUAACUAUGAAGACAGCUACUCCUGUGCUGUAAAAGGCAAUGAGAAUCUCCACUCUCCUGCAGUGUGUGUUGAUGGUCAGAGCUGCAACAGAGUGACUUACACCAAGAGGGGAAUCUGUGUCUUGAAGGGGUCAACAGUGGACAUAUCCUGUACUUAUGUUAGUUAUUAUUCCACCACAUCAACAUUCUGGUUUAGAAGUGAUAAGUCGACCCCUGAAGACCUAACCACAGACCCAGGGUAUGCAGGUCGUGUGAAGUACACUAGAACAUACAGAGCUCCCUUCACCCUGAGAAUCACAGAUCUGAGAGAGGAGGACUCAGCUGAGUAUCGCUUCAAUUUUAAAACAUACAACGUUGAAUGGGGUCAUAGUUUCCCAGGAACCAGUCUGACUGUGACAGGUUUUCAGGUGAAUGUGACUCCUAAACAGAAUUCAGAGUAUAAGACACUGACCUGUAGCACCACCUGUACUCUGACUGACAACCCCACCUACAUCUGGUACAAGAACGGACAACAUCUAGAUGAGAGCACCUCCCCCCAGUACAAAGACCCAGUCUCCAGUAACUAUGAAGACAGUUACUCCUGUGCUGUAAAAGGCCAUGAGGAUCUCCACUCUCCUGCUGUGUGUGUUCAGGGUCAGAGAUGCAACAGAGUGACUUACACCAAGAGGACAAUCUGUGUCUUGAAGGGGUCAACAGUGGACAUAUCCUGUAUUUAUGCUGGUUAUUAUUACACCACAUCAACGUUCUGGUUUAGAAGUGAUAAGUCGACACCUGAAGACCUAACCACAGACCCAGGAUAUGCAGGUCGUGUGAAGUACACUGGAACAUACGAAGGUCCCUUCACCCUGAGAAUCACAGAUCUGAGAGAGGAGGACUCAGCUGAGUAUCGUUUCACUUUUAAAACAUACAACGUUGAAUGGGGUCAUAGUUUCCCAGGAACAACUCUGUCUGUCACAGGUCUGCUGGUGAAGGUGACUCCUGCUGCAGAGGGACAGAGAACACUGACCUGUAGCACCACCUGUCCUCUGACUGACAAACCCAACCCCACCUACAUCUGGUACAAGAACGGACAGGUUGUAACUGAGAAGAUGUCCCUCUAUUCAGUCCUCCCUAAUGCUGUAGACAGCUACUUCUGUGCUGUGAAAGGCAAUGAGGACCUCAGCUCUCCUGCAGUGUAUAAACCAAAGACCUCAGUGUCAGUCAGUCCCUCUGGUGAAAUAGUGGAGGGCAGUUCAGUGACUCUGACCUGCAGCAGUGAUGCCAACCCACCUGUCCAGAGUUACACCUGGAGGUACAAGAAGAAUGGAGGUGACUAUCAGAGUAAGGCAGGACCACAGCAUGUCUUCAAUCAAAUCCAGUCAUCUGACAGUGGAGAGUACUACUGUGAGUCCCAGAAUGAGAUGGGGACAGACAGGUCUAGGACCAUAAACAUGGAUGUGAAGUAUGGCCCAAAGAUUACCUCAGUGUCAGUCAGUCCCUCUGGUGAAAUAGUGGAGGGCAGUUCAGUGACUCUGACCUGCAGCAGUGAUGCCAACCCACCUGUGGACAAAUACACCUGGUACAAGAAGAAUGGAGCUUCACUGACAGGAUCUGAAAAGACAUACACUUUCACGACCAUCAGCUCUGAGGACAGUGGAGAAUACUACUGUGAGGCUGAGAAUAAAUAUGGACGUCUCAACUCUUCUUCUGUGUCUGUGGACGUUCAGUACGGCCCAAAGAACACCUCAGUGUCAGUCAGUCCCUCUGGUGAAAUAGUGGAGGGCAGUUCAGUGACUCUGACCUGCAGCAGUGAUGCCAACCCACCUGUGGACAAAUACACCUGGUACUUUCAAAAUAAGACUUUUCUAAAUGGAUUUGGACAGAUGUACAACAUAAGUAAGUUCAAGUCUAAGGACAAUGGACAUUACCACUGUGAGGCCUGGAAUGGAAGAGGAUCUAGGAACUCUACAGCUCUGAUGAUCAUUUUACCAGGGAAACAAACAGUUCUGACUGCAGCUGUAGGAAUCAUAGUGGUUGUUCUGGUUCUCAUCCUCUGUCUCUCUGGACUCAUGUGGUUCAGGAAGAAGGCCUCCAAAUCCACCUCUGACACAAGAGACACAUCAGAGAAUGUACAGGGAGACUCUAGUCCCGUGUAUGAAAACGUAUCAAGCGUGGCAUUCACCCCUACUGCAGCACAGACAGCGGCCACCAUCGACCAGGAUGACGUUCUCUAUGCCAGUGUCCACUUCUCUCACUCCAAAAACCAGGAAGUGCCUCUGUACUCCACCGUCCAGCUGCAUCCACCCCAGAAACAGGACGAGGAUGUCCAGUACGAUGUUGUGAAAUUCAACUGGCCCAGUAACUCCAACCGACCCACGGCAGCACCAGCAGCUGAGGACUCCUCUGAGAUCUAUAGUAGAGUCAACAAACCCAGAAGACCUGAACACAACAAACCCAGAACCCAGAAGACCUGAACACAACAAACCCAGAAGAGCUGAACACAACAAAUCCAGAACCCAGAAGACCUGAACACAACAAACCCAGAACCAAUGGAACCCAUACACCAGGCUCUACCAACUGAGACACAGGACUACUGUAUUCACACUUAGUUGGAGUGCUGAUCUAGGGUCAGCACCAGGCUCUACCAACUGAGACACAGGACUACUGUAUUCACACUUAGUGGGAGUGCUGAUCUAGGGCCAGUUUUGCCUUUUAAACUAUGAUGAACUAUGAUGAAUAACCUUGUAAAUAAUUUUUAUGUUAAAUUUUAAAAAAUUAUGUUAAAGUAACAUGGAACAGAAUCUGAAGACAAUAACGUUGCUUUGUGUUUCUGAAAUAGCCUCGAUGUACAGUUAUAUUUUAUAUGAAGGCUGAGAACCUUAUAAAUAUAUAUUUUAAUUUCUUCUUGAUGUUCGCUUACAGGAACAAUACUUCUAUUCUACAGUACUAUUCUGUUACAUUCUACAGUCCUGUACUAUUCUAUUACAUUCUACAGUACUGUACUAUUCUGUUACAUUCUACAGUACUGCACUAUUCUGUUACAUUCUACAGUCCUGUACUAUUCUAUUACAUUAUACAGUCCUGUACUAUUCUAUUACAUUCUACAGUACUGUACUAUUCUGUUACAUUCUACAGUACUGCACUAUUCUGUUACAUUCUACAGUCCUGUACUAUUCUGUUACAUUCUACAGUCCUGUACUAUUCUAUUACAUUCUACAGUACUGUACUAUUCUGUUACAUUCUACAGUACUGCACUAUUCUAUUACAUUCUACAGUCCUGUACUAUUCUGUUACAUUCUACAGUACUCUACUAUUCUAUUACAUUCUACAGUCCUGUACUAUUCUGUUACAUUAUACAGUACUGUACUAUUCUAUUACAUUACACAGUCCUGUACUAUUAUAUUACAGUAUACAGUCCUGUACUAUUAUAUUAUAGUAUACAGUACUGUACUAUUAUAUUACAUUAUACAGUACUGUACUAUUCUGUUACAUUCUACAGUACUGCACUAUUCUGUUACAUUCUACAGUCCUGUACUAUUCUGUUACAUUCUACAGUCCUGUACUAUUCUAUUACAUUAUACAGUCCUGUACUAUUCUAUUACAUUAUACAGUCCUGUACUAUUCUAUUACAUUCUACAGUCCUGUACUAUUCUAUUACAUUCUACAGUCCUGUACUAUUAUGUCACAUUCUACAGUCCUGUACUAUUCUUUUACGUUAGCCAUUCUAUUACAGUACUGUUUCUAUUCUAUUACAGUAUACAGUACUGUAUUAUUACAUUAUACAGUACUGUACUAUUCUAGUACUGUACUAUUCUAUUACACAGUACUGUUUCUAUUCUAUUACAUUAUACAGUACUGUAUUAUUACAGUACUGUAAGAUGAUACACAUAAUAUAUGUUUACUUGGUUUGUUCAUAUACAUUUAUUAUUGGUUUUAUGACAAAGUUAUGGUCAUAUUUUGCCUCAAUGUUCUGAUGCAACGUUUCUUAUCACUUUGUAGUGUCAUUGACUGUCUGUGAUGACAUGCUAUUUUAUUAAAUCGAUUACCUAACGUUUAA